This is a messenger RNA of Leptopilina boulardi, 1263 nucleotides long. Its product is annotated as ribonuclease H2 subunit A. The transcript is spliced from 2 exons. Lineage: Eukaryota; Metazoa; Arthropoda; Insecta; Hymenoptera; Figitidae. Gene Ontology annotation, molecular function: RNA-DNA hybrid ribonuclease activity; RNA binding. Gene Ontology annotation, biological process: DNA replication, removal of RNA primer; mismatch repair. The record is from RefSeq and is a predicted model, not a curated record. Bases 104 to 1087 code for a protein of 327 amino acids. Gene Ontology annotation, cellular component: ribonuclease H2 complex.
GAAUCAACGUGCGUUGACAAUUAUAGGUUAGAAUGAAAAACUGACAUUUUCGGGAGUUUAAUUAUUGAUGUUUUUCUUUUUUUGUUUGUUAAUUAAUUGAAAAAUGGAUAAAGAAAAUAAUGAAAAUAUUAUGUCGCCAACAAAGAAAAGAAAACAUUCUUCGACUAUUGAUUGUAUUAAAAAAAAAAGUGAUUUAACUGUUUAUUUCGAAAAAGGUGAUCAUAGUGUUAAUUUACUUCAUCAGUCAAAUGUUCCUCAAAUUUGUCGAGAUGAACCUUGUUUAUUGGGAGUUGAUGAAGCAGGACGUGGUCCAGUUUUAGGACCGAUGGUUUAUGGAAUUGCUUAUGCGCCAUUGUCAAAAAAACAACUUCUCAUUGAUCUUGGAUGUGCUGAUUCAAAAUCGUUAACCGAAGAAAAAAGAGAUGCAAUAUUCGAUCAAAUUUGUGAGAAAAAUGAUGAAAUGGGCUGGGCUGUCGAUGCAAUUUCACCGAAUUACAUAUCAAAUUGCAUGUAUCGACGAACAAAAACAUCAUUAAAUGAAGUUUCAAUGUGUUCGGCGGCAAAUUUAAUUAAAUUAACAAUAGAGGCGGGUGUUAAUCUUGCCGAGGUUUACGUUGACACUGUUGGUAAACCAGAAAAAUAUCAAGCACGAUUGCAACAAAUUUUUCCCGAUUUAAAAAUAGUUGUUGAGAAAAAAGCUGAUUCAACAUUUCCAAUUGUUAGUGCCGCAAGUAUUUGUGCAAAAGUUUCAAGAGAUCACGCUCUACGUGCAUGGCAAUUUCGUGAAGCUGAAUUUGGAUCUGAUUAUGGAAGUGGUUAUCCCAAUGAUCCGGCAACAAAAAAAUGGUUAACGGAAAAUAUUGAUGAAACAUUUGGAUUUCCAAUGUUGGUGAGAUUCAGUUGGUCGACGGCAGAAACAAUACUUCAAUCAAAAGCAUUAGCGGUCGAAUGGGAAGAAAUUGAAGAGGAUGAGAGUCCAACGAAUAAAAAAAUUUCUAAUUAUUUUACAAGGACACCAAAGAAGGCAAAGAAGGAGAAACACAAUUUUUUUAAGGAACGUUUUCUUUCAAAUGCCACUGAUUUAUAAUACUUGAUUUUUGUAAUGUGAUUUCUUUUUUUUUUAUGGAUUUGAUUUAAUUUUUAGAGAUUUAGGUUUUUAAAAAUUUUAUUGAUUCAUGUAUAUAUAUUUACAGUUUUUUUUUUCUUUUUACUUGUAAAUUUGACGAAAGUAAUAAAAACUAAUUUAAACAUUUUGAAUGUAAA